AUGAAUGCACUGCCACAUCUGCACAGCGGGAGGCGGCAUGUCAGCGGCAGCAAGAGAUCAAGGCUGUCGGCAACGACGACGACCAUGGCGAUAGGAUUUCUCGUGGGCAGCAGCUGCAGCAGCAACAGCAGGUGGAGUGGCGGCGGGGGAGCGGAUGCCUUCGUGCUGCCGUCUGCGCCGAGAAGUCUGGGGCAGCGUGGACGCCAACACCGCGAGGACCAGAGAUGGGAUCACCGUCGGCGUGCUGGCUUUCCCCCAGGCGUGUCGUCUGCGGGGAGGAGGUCGGCUGGGCGGGUGUGCUCGUCUCUCGGAAACACGGAGGAUGAAACAGCCGCGGCGUCCAAGAAAGCCUUCGACGACAUCCUGGAGAAGGGCAACACCGAGGAGUGCCUCAACCUCCUACGACGGUCCGGCAGCAAGCUGGAGAUCGGCAUGGCAGAGGCGAGCAAGCUGCUCAACGUCAUGUCCGGCGAACUCAAGCUCGAUCUGAAGAAGGAAAACCCCCACGACAACCUCACCAACACCUACAACGCCCUGAAGGCGGCCGGUCUGCUUCGGGGCUUCGGCUCCAUCGACUUUUCGAAGGGUCCCUCCUCCCAGAGCCGGGACGUGUCCGCCGAGAAGCUUCUGUCGCUGUCGGGCGUGGAGAAGCAGAACCUGGCACCGGGGAGGCCGACGGGGUCUUGGCUGGCGGCGGGGGUCGGGGUGUUUGGAGCGGAGUACCUGGCGGGCAUUUUGAUGGGCCUGGACCCUUUGCAGACCGUCAUCCCCUGGACGUUAGGUCUUAUCUUCGCGGACAGGCUGCUGCUGAACGGGGCCUUGUCAGAGUCUCUGACGCGCUUGAUCGUGCCCGCCUACCGGGAGAGGAUAAUCCGCCACGAGGCCGGGCACUUCCUUGUGGCCUACCUCCUCGGCUGCCCCGUGCAGGCGUGCCUGCUUGAUCCGUUCGUUUUGGGGAGCGGCCUGACCGGCGCUCAGGGGGGCACGGUCUUCGCCGACCCCGUCCUCUCCAAGCAGAUGGCGGACGGAAAGCUCACCAAGUCGUCGAUCGACAGGUUCUCCAUCGUGCUCAUGGGAGGCAUUGCGGCCGAGGCGAUCAACUACGGCAACUCGGAGGGAGGGUCAGCAGACGAGGGGGUCAUGAUCGGCAUCUUGAGCACAAUCGCGCCGCCGUUCGACCGGGAGCAGAUCAAGUCUCAGGCGCUCUGGGCGGCCACGCAGGCGGUGCUGCUUAUCCAGGAGCACAAGGAAGCGUACGAGGUGCUUGUGAACGCCCUCGAGAGCGGCGCGGAGCUCGGCGAGUGCGUGACGAUCGUCGAAGCGGAGCUGGCGAAGAGGGAGCUGCCCGGAGACGUUAGGCGCGCUCGCCGACAGCCUGCAUCACCGGCGGACGAGAUGCGCAGCAUGCUGGUGCGACGCAUGAGCCAGACGAAUCGCUCGGAGCAAGAGCGCAGGGCGAAGGAAGCAGCCGGCGCGGCAGCGAGAGAGAGGGCGUCUGCGACAAGAGCGGCCACCCUGGAGUUAGAACAAGAGCUGGCCGAGAAGGACACGGCCAUGCUGGACCUGCAGCGUCGGGUGGAGGAUUUGGAGCGCAUGCUGGAGUCGGGCGCGACGAUCGGCCCCAAGGCCUUGAAGGACGAUUCCGGAGGCGUGUGGAUGAACGACCUCAAGUCGCUGAGAGAGGACAUUACGGCGACGAGCGAGAAGAACAAGGUAGCGGCCGCUGCUCUCGACGCGGUGCUCUCCGACGAACCAACAACACCGGUGACGUCAUCAUCAUCAUUGUCAACCUCGGCGGCGACACCAUCAUCACAGCCGCUGGCGGCGGCAGCAGCAGCAGCAGCAGCAGCUUCGCCCGAAGAAUCCGCUCCCGUGUUGUCGCCAGAAGAGGCGAGGAAGGCGGAGAUUCUGCAGGACAUCGACCGGAAAACGGCCAAGAACGCGAAGAAAAUGGCCGAGGUGGAGGCGAGGCUGCGAAGUUUGGAGGAGAAACAAUGACCAGGCCGGCGGCACAUCAUCAAAUAACGCGAGCAACACGGUCGGCGACAUGGAGGGGUUGUAAGCACGAGUAUGGCAGAGUCCUAGGAGAAGCAGCGGCAAGGAUACACACUAAUGACGAUGUAACGAGGAAACAGAAGGGGAGAGGGGGAGGGGCUAACGCGAGGGUUGUGGUUGUACAGGUGAAGUAUUUUUUAGACGGCAAUCGUUGGUUGUUGUUGUUGUUGUUGUUGCCGCAGAUCGAGAGGUUUUGUCGAGGAGACUAACGCGGAUCCCAGGAAGCACCGCCCGAUGCACAGUUAAGGGGCUGCUGUUGAUCCUGCCAGCCAUUCGUUUGCCGGCAGUGGUGCUGUUACCACCAAAGAUGGGUCCUGCGAUGGGGGUAACGUUGCGGCGACAUGUCAUGUGUUGCAGAACGUAAGGGUCGGGUGCACGAUAAAAUAGGGUUGGAGAAUGGAUCGACGCUUUGCCACCAGAAUGACAAAUCUGGGCGAAGGGGCCGCGGGGGGCGGGGAC
Messenger RNA from Ectocarpus siliculosus, 2514 nucleotides. NCBI's taxonomy places the organism in Eukaryota, Phaeophyceae, Ectocarpales, Ectocarpaceae. The record is from the annotation of a GenBank genome assembly.